Messenger RNA from Meloidogyne enterolobii, 414 nucleotides. The record is from the annotation of a GenBank genome assembly. NCBI's taxonomy places the organism in Eukaryota, Metazoa, Nematoda, Chromadorea, Rhabditida, Meloidogynidae.
AUGUCUACUUUGCAACCUAGGAAGGCGACAAGUAUAAUGCAGGAUGCUGAGAAAGCACUUGAGUUGGCUAAGCUUCAAAUUGGAUCCACUUUGCUUGCGGAAAAGAAACAACCUGGGACUAUUGAUGUUGGAAAUGGUCAGAGGAUCGUCACAAAUGUCUAUCUUCUUGAAAUGUCAAAAACAAAAGAUUUAUUUCGUUAUGAAGUGAAUGUUUCUGGAGUUGGACAACGUGAAUUUGAUUUGACUACUCGAUCUUCUUCAGAGUAUUUUUUAAAUAUAAUUAUUUUCUUGAGAUCACUAGUUUUUUUAAACUCCUCCAAUACUCUAAAAAGAAGAUUAUCUAUGAAUAUGCUUCUUGUCCUUUUUAAUGAUAUUUUCUUUAGAGAUAGGAAAUUUAAGAACCUCGAUUUUUGA